This is a messenger RNA of Mya arenaria, 513 nucleotides long. RefSeq names its product apolipophorins-like. NCBI's taxonomy places the organism in Eukaryota, Metazoa, Mollusca, Bivalvia, Myida, Myidae. The record is from RefSeq and is a predicted model, not a curated record. The transcript is spliced from 2 exons. Bases 1 to 513 code for a protein of 170 amino acids.
AUGUUGGUAAUAUUUACAGCCAUCGCUACCAUUGAGGGUGACACUAUUACCACGUUCGAUGGGCUGACCUACGACUUGACCAAGAGCUGCACUUUCCUCCUAGCUAAAGACAACGUCAACGGUAAUUUCACAGUGGUCCUCAACAAGGAAAACAACAAUAAAACCCUGGUUAUUAUCGCUGACGGGAAGGCCAUUGAGCUCUUAGCCGAUGGACAGAUCAAGGUUGAUCGGCAGCUAACUGCAUUACCAGCGGUCUUUAGAGACACAACGAUGACGUCACUGAAUGGCCACGUGAAAAUCAAUGUUGCUGGCCAUCUUGACGUUGACUACGUGAAAGAGCUCGACUCGUACACUAUUGUGAUGAACGGCUUCUACUUCGGAAAGACAAACGGACUCCUCGGUAGCUAUGACAACGAGCCCUACAACGACAUGAUGACGUCGUUUGGAAAGCCAAGUGACAAUGCUGACCGCUUUGUGAAGACCUGGGAAGUUGGCACUGGCAAAUGCCGCUGA